This is a messenger RNA of Parathielavia appendiculata, 1044 nucleotides long. Its product is annotated as 1-aminocyclopropane-1-carboxylate. Gene Ontology annotation, biological process: amine catabolic process. Gene Ontology annotation, molecular function: pyridoxal phosphate binding; 1-aminocyclopropane-1-carboxylate deaminase activity; D-cysteine desulfhydrase activity. NCBI's taxonomy places the organism in Eukaryota, Fungi, Ascomycota, Sordariomycetes, Sordariales, Chaetomiaceae. The record is from RefSeq and is a predicted model, not a curated record. Bases 1 to 1044 code for a protein of 347 amino acids. The transcript has 2 exons.
AUGACUGCCGUCAAGCUUCCCGAGCCGUUCGCGAGCAUCCCGCGUGAGGUGCUCACGUUCGGCCCCUCCCCGAUACAACACCUUCCCCGCAUCUCACGGGCUCUCGGCGGCAAGGUGAACGUCUACGCCAAAAGGGAGGACUGCAACUCGGGCCUCGCAUACGGCGGCAAUAAGACGCGCAAACUCGAGUACCUCCUCCCGGACGCCCUCGCCCAAAACUGCGACACGCUCGUCAGCAUCGGCGGCGUGCAGUCCAACCACACGCGCCAGGUCGCGGCGGCGGCGGCCAAGCUCGGCCUCCACGUCGCCCUCGUCCAGGAACACUGGGUCGACUGGACCGACCCGGGCUACGAGAAGGUUGGCAACAUCCAGCUGUCGCGGCUGAUGGGCGCCGACGUGAGGUUGGACCCGUCGGAGUUCGGAAUCGAGCACAAGCCCACGCUGGCCCAGCUCAAGGAUGAGCUGGCGGCCGCCGGCCGAAAGCCGUAUUACAUCCCCGCUGGCGCGUCAGAUCAUCCGCUUGGUGGGCUGGGGUUUGCGAGAUGGGCUUUUGAGGUUGAGGCGCAGGAAAAGGAGAUGGGCGUCUUCUUUGAUACGGUUAUUGUGUGUGCUGUGACCGGGUCGACCAUGGCGGGCAUGGUGGCCGGGUUCAAGCUGAUUGAGAAAAUGGGCGGGCGGACGAGGAGGGUUGUGGGAAUUGAUGCGUCGGCUAAGGUGCGGCAGACGUUUGAGCAGGUGCUGAGGAUUGCGAGGCAGACGGCGGCGAAGAUUGGGUUGAGCGAGGAGGAUGUCACUGAGGAGGAUGUUGUGCUCGAUGAUCGGUACCAUGCGGGAACGUAUGGGAUCCCGGAUGAGCAGACGAUCGAGGCCAUCAAGUUUGGCGCGAGGACCGAGGCGUUUAUCACGGACCCUGUGUAUGAGGGGAAGAGCCUCGCGGGCAUGAUGGAUUUGAUCAAGAAAGGGGAGAUUCCGGAUGGGAGCAAUGUGCUGUAUGCGCAUCUUGGCGGGCAGCUGGCGUUGAAUGCUUACUCGACCCUGGAGUAG